Molecule: messenger RNA, 702 nt
Organism: Pedinophyceae sp. YPF-701
Lineage: Eukaryota; Viridiplantae; Chlorophyta; Pedinophyceae
Source: the annotation of a GenBank genome assembly
AUGGCGCAGCUGCGGUCGGACUUCGUGGACACAGUGGUGGGCCCCGGAGAGCCCGUGGCCAAGCUCCCGGAGCGUGGGACCGUCCGAAUCGGUACAGGGCUCCGGAGCGAAGGGGGGCAUCUGGAGUGCACCAAAGCGGGCGUGUUGCGUCUGACCAAGCAGGGCCGGCUGUGGGUCGAGGGCAACCAGAAGCGCUACAUCCCACAGACGGACGACCUGGUGAUCGGGGUCGUGAGGAGCAGGCUCGCGGAGAGCUUCGUGGUGGACAUCCGCGCGCCGUCUCCGGCGCAGCUCCCCGCUCUGGCGUUUGAGGGCGCGACGAAGCGCAACAGGCCGAACCUGCAGCCCGGGGACCUCGUGUACGCGCGCGUCGCGCAGGCGACGCCGGACAUGGACGCGGAGCUGUCGUGCGUGGACGCCGUCGGGCGCGCGGCCGGGUUCGGGCCCCUCAAGGGGGGCGUGUUGACCACAUGUCCGACUGGGACCGCGCGGCGGCUGCUCGUGCGGCCGCCGAGCCCCGUGCUGACCACGCUCGGGAAGUUCGUGCAGUACGAGGUGGCCGUGGGGAUGAACGGGCGCGUAUGGGUCAGCGCGGCAACGCCCGCGGCCGCCGCCCUGGUGGUCGCCGCGGUCAAGGCCGUGGAUGGACGCAGCGACGCCGACGCGGUCGCAGCGGUCACGAAGCUCGCUGGCGCGCUGUGA